Messenger RNA from Diorhabda sublineata, 1618 nucleotides. RefSeq lists its product as uncharacterized. NCBI's taxonomy places the organism in Eukaryota, Metazoa, Arthropoda, Insecta, Coleoptera, Chrysomelidae. The record is from RefSeq and is a predicted model, not a curated record. The coding region runs from base 76 to 1509 and encodes 477 amino acids. The transcript has 8 exons.
CCAGGUACAUAUUUUCAACUAUUUACAUUAAAAAAACCCUCAAAUGGUAUUAUAGUUUCGCGAAGGGACAUCACAAUGAAAAGUUAUAUAAAGUCAAUAUUAUUUUCAUACUUACUACAUAUAGCAACAGUAUCAGUUCGGGCCAGAUCGUCUGGUUUGGGGGGAGGAUUACAGUCGUCAAACACCUGGGAUGUUUCACACAAUGGGCUCAACUUUGGGUCAGGUGGAGUUGGUAGCUUUCUAUCAGAUAUAAUGGGUGGUAAUAGUGCAGGUUUAGGAAGAGGAGGAACAAAUGGAGAAGAAGGAGUACACAGGACAGGAAAUGGACAAAAACAAGAAUCACAAAGUUUCUCAGUAAGUUUAUUACUUGGAAAUAUUGCUAACAGCAUCUCGUCACUUGGAGACAACAUGGAAAAAGCAAUUGGAAAAGCAGUAUCUAUUAUGGCAGGAGGAAAUAACAAUUUAAGCGGAAGUGGUAAAUCAGGUUAUUCCGUCGAAAGUUCAGUAAACAUUGACAUACCAUCAUUUUUGACAGAGGUCCUAGAGGCUCCAAUUAAGUUAGUGCGAACGAUGGUGCGUUUGGUCGUGAAUUUGUCUUGGAACCUAAUAACAUUACAGUUCAAAGCAUUGAAAAUUCCUUUCUCUAUUAUCAAUAGAGUUGUUUCUAUAACUAGAACGGUCGUAGCAGCAGUCAUCUCAAGAUUAUUGAAUGCAGUCUUAAAAAUAAAUUCAUUGAAUGCUGAAAUAGUUUCUGGAGCAAUUGGAGCUGUGGAAUCUACUGUAGGAUAUAUAAUUAGUACAUUAGCUGACGUGCUAAUAUCUGGAAUACAGACAACUUCUAAUAUAAUCGGCUUUAGUGGAGAUCGUCUUAUGACAAUUACUAAAACUGCCUUUAAAACAGGCAUAAAUUUAUCAACUAACUUGAAAAAUUCAGUAGAAGAUGGCGUGAAAUUUUUAAACUUAGAUAAAAUACCCAAUUUGCCUGGAAUUAGAAACAUUAUUUCCAUAAUUUCCGAUGGUGUUAACUAUGGAUCAAGUGUUGUGUCCAAACAAUUUAACAAAUUAUUACAAUUCAUAAAUAAAAUUAUAUAUGAAAAUCAAGAUUUCUUUAUACCGCUUUUUAAACAAAUGGACAACAUCUUUUUGGCAGUACGCGAUGCAAUAAACAGAAUUGUGGAUGGCGGACAAUAUACAGAAAUAGGUGAAAUGUUUGGAAAAAUGCAGAAUCUUUUAUCUCCUCUGAUGAAUAGAAAUUGGCCAUUUAUAGGCGGAUUUAAUGGAACAAUGAAAAAUAUUUGUUCUAUGGUACAGGAUGAAUGUACAAAAUAUGCAGACUAUUCCGAAGUAGGAGAUGAUUGUUCAGGAGGACCUCUAGAAGAAUCAGGAUCCGAUUUUGAUGGAGAAACAUUUAACAGCAAUGAACGUUCAAGUAGUACACUAUUAGAUGGAGGUAAUAAUGGGGGAGUUGAGUUUGGUGGAGACGAAAUAUCUACUGCUAAUAACGGCUAGACUAAACCUCACAAACCAUUCUAUAAUGAAAUUUACAUAAAUAAGCAAAUGAAGAUAAUGCAUUAUUGGAUCUAAAUGCGUUGCUAUUGAAUAUAGAAUUUAAUCUAAA